GCGAGCCGGGGGCCGGGGGAGAGGCCAGACCCGGUAAGAGCCGGCGCCUCCGGGACCGGGGCCGCGACCUGGGCUCGGGGAGGAUGGGGCUGGCGUCCGGCUCGAGGUGGUCUGCGGCCGGGGCGGAGGACAGCCGCGGAGUGGGGCUCGGGGGCUCGGGUGGGCGGACUCGGCCCUGGAGGGUCAACCCCUCCCGGGAAAGGGGGCCGCGCCGUGAGUGGCCGGGCGCCGCGGAGAGCUCGCGGGGUUGCGCGACUCGGGGACCCCGGGACGAGGCAGCGGCUGAUGCUGCGAGCCGACUGCUUCGGGUUCUGCUGCUUCGCUUUGUAACUUGCCGAGCCCCAGAGAGCGGCUCGGCGUGGGUCGCCAGCGCGGGCCUUGUCCCGGGUCUGCGAGCCUGUGCGCUGGGGCCGCGGCGAGGAGGGCGAGGCGGCCAGAGAGGGGCCCGAGGGGGGCCGGCAGCGGGCCGGCGGCGAGUCUCGCACUUUUUGGCAGCUGCGGCGGAACGCUCGACUCCGCCCCUCUGCGCCCUGUUGCUGAAGCUGCCUCCUUCCCGGCUGCGCGAUCUAACCUCCAGCUCUCUCCUUUCUCUCCCCCAGGCUUCCUUUGGAAGUUCGAGCCCAGUUGGGUCUCUGUCUUCCGAGGAUCAUGAUUUUGACCCCACUGCUGAGAUGCUAGUUCAUGAUUAUGAUGAUGAGAGAACUCUUGAAGAGGAAGAAAUGAUGGAUGAGGGCAAGAACUUCAGUUCUGAAAUUGAAGACUUAGAAAAGGAAGGAAGCAUGCCUCUAGAAGACCUCCUGGCGUUCUAUGGCUACGAGUCUGCGAUCCCAGUGGCUACAAACUCCAGUGCAAACAGUUCCCCAAGUGAACUUGCGGAUGAGCUACCAGACAUGACACUAGACAAAGAGGAGAUAGCGAAAGAUCUGCUGUCGGGCGAUGAUGAGGAGACCCAGUCCUCUGCGGAUGACCUGACGCCGUCCGUGACUUCCCACGAAGCUUCCGAUUUCUUCCCCAGGCCUCUGCGAUCCAAUACAACAUGUGAUGGUGAUAAGGAGUCAGAGGUUGAAGAUGCUGAAAUGGAUGGUGGUAACUCCCCUGAAGAUUUAAGGAAGGAAAUAAUGAUUGGUUUACAGUAUCAGGCCGAGAUUCCCCCUUAUCUUGGAGAGUAUGACGGCAGUGAGAAAGUGUAUGAACAUGAAGAUCAGUUACUCUGGCGUCCUGAUGUGGUUUUGGAGAGCAAAGUUAAGGAGUAUCUUGUUGAGACAUCAGUAAGAACUGGAAGUGAAAAAGUGAUGGAUAAGAUUUCUGCAGGAGCACACACAAGGGACAAUGAACAGGCAUUGUAUGAGCUUCUCAAGUGUAACCACAAUAUAAAGGAAGCGGUGGAAAGGUACUGCUGCAGCGGAAAGGCGGCGCAAGAAGGAAUGACUGCAUGGACAGAGGAAGAGUGCCGAAGCUUUGAACAUGCUCUCAUGCUUUAUGGGAAAGAUUUUCAUCUCAUACAGAAAAACAAGGUGAGAACUAGAACAGUUGCUGAGUGUGUAGCCUUCUACUAUAUGUGGAAGAAAUCUGAACGCUAUGAUUACUUUGCUCAACAAACAAAAUUUGGAAAGAAGCGGUACAACCAUCACCCUGGAGUUACGGACUACAUGGAUCGAUUGGUAGACGAAACGGAAGCUCUGGGAGGGCCCGUGAGUUCCUCAGCCCUAGCUUCUCCCAGGGCUGAGCCCUUGCCUGACCAGCAGCUGAGCAUCCUCAACUCGUUCACUGCCAGUGACCUGACAGCUUUGACCAACAGUGUGGCGACCGUCUGCAACCCCACGGACGUUAGCUGUUUGGACGACAGCUUUCCUGCGCUAGGCAGCGCACCUCGGGGACAAGUAAAUCAUGUGCCUGUUGUAACGGAGGAGUUACUCACCCUGCCCAGCAAUGGGGAAAAUGAUUGUUUUAACUUAUUUGAGACUGGAUUUUAUCACUCGGAGCUGAAUCCUAUGAACAUGUGCAGUGAAGAAUCAGAAAGACCCGCAAAGAGGCUGAAAAUGGGCAUCACUGUCCCCGAGUCCUUUAUGAGUGAAGUCUCAGUAAAUAACUUGGGCGUGGACUUCGGAAACCACACGCAUCACAUCGCCAGCGCCAAAGUGGCUGUCUCCGUGGCUGACUUCGGCAGCCUUUCUGCCAGCGAGGCGAACGGCUUCAUCAGCGCGCAUGCUCUGCACCAGCACGCCGCCCUCCACUCCGAGUGACGUGGGGCUGGGCCUGGGCGUGCGGGCCAGGAGACCUGCGGGAGCCGUCGGGUUUGCAUAGUCUUUCACUGGAAGUUUGAACCUUUUUCACUAUGACAUCAGUGAUGUCUGUAUGUAUAGAACUAUAUCUUGAUUUAUCAAGAGUAUUUUCAUUUUUCAGUCCAUAAAUGUGGAAAUGAACUAUGAUCAGCAGAGUUGGGAACUAAGAUUGAACUCUGUGGUGCAGCUUUAAGCUCUGCCUCCCUUCCUCACCCCCAGGACCUCUUCCCGCUUCCCCUUUUCUAUUAGUUCUGUUCCCGCUGUCCCCAUUCCCAGUUUUAAAACCUGUAGACAGGCCACCGGCUCAAAACCAGCACAGAUGUUCUGACCUGAACGGUGUGGCUUCUCUUCACGUCAAUUCCUUUUGCCGAAAUGGAUGCAGUUGAAUAACAAUGUUUACAGGUACCAACCCCAGUCCCUGCUCGAUGUAGCAUUUUUGGUUUUAAUUUCUUUAUUAAUAAGAGCAGGGGUAGGUUUCUUUAAACUGCACAAACAUGCAAGGAUUUUUUUAAAAUGGAAACUUCUCUCAUGUUACCCACCUAAGCACUUGAGUUUACAGAACAGCAGGUCCAUCUCCGGAAGCCAGCGCAAGGAGCUGUGUGCAGAUUAUGAGGACUCUUGCUUGGAUCCUGUUUCUAAAUUUCAGACCGGGGCUACCUUACACAGAAUUGGUCGUUUUACUGCCAGGAUAUUUAUUUCUGUGUCAUUUAAUUUAUUGGCUAAAGAAAAUUGGUAUUGGAAGAUGUGAUAUUCAUGUGGGGUUUUGUCCAUUAUCAAGAUUGUAAUCGUAAAAAUCAUAGGGGUCACUGAUUGUUGAGUUCAUCCUGAGGCAGAUGACUCGGGAAGCCUAGGAUGGUGCCACUCAGUGGUUACGCUUCGGCACACCUUAAGCGUGUAGCGCUGCAGUUCAAAGUGUGAAUAUUUAGAGGGACUUCCAGAUUUUAUGCGUAAUGUAGUAGAACCUUGAAGGAUAUUUAAACUGUUUUGUUUAGCUCGAACAAUUGGCCAGAAAAAUGCGAGUUCCUGUCCAGAACAGAAUGGUGCGUCACCGCUUCAGGUUUUAAAAAGUGAUAGACGUUCAGAGGCAUCAAAACUCAGUUUAUUUUUAUUUCAAACAUUGUGAAUGAGAAGCCAUUGUCAUAAACUUUGGCCAUUUUUGCCCUAAAGACACAUCUUUAAGUUACAAGGUGAAUCCAACAGUAUGUUAUACAGUAUUAGGAGAUAGCUUUGCUUUUGUAGUACAGUUAGAAUAAUUACUUUUUUGCACCGUCUUAAUUAAAUUUUUUGAUUUAUACUAGUUGUGUUGCUUUGCAAAAAACUUCAGUGUUUGGCUGCAUUGCUACUUUUGUAAGUGUAAGUUGCUUCAAGGUCAUGCUGAAGAGUAGAUAGGAUGUGGUAGUCGUAGUGGUCGGAAGGGAGGGUAUUUAUUCUACAAACUGUGAACUGCAAUGCCGUCCUUCGUUUUGGAUGAUGUGUAUUCUUGUUUUUCCUUUGCAGCAUUUUAAUGAAGAUUGCUUUGAAGUGUUUACGCAGUAGCACAUUUACUUUAAAGUUUAGCUUAGCACAGGGGACAAAAAUAGUUAAAUUAAUAACUUAAAAUCAGUUUCUAAUUUAUACAUCUGAAAUCUAGCGUUCCUGCGUGCACACAGUCAGUAUGGGUAGCCUGGGCGCUUUGUUGCUUUCUGGUAUUUUUAUCCAAACUGUCAGCUUCUUAUUGCUGUGUUAUGUGCUAAACUUUGAACCUUAUGUCUUUUGUUAGAAAUCAGUAUACUUUUUAUAAUUUAGUAAGAUACUGGCCAUAAUCUUCCAUUGCUAAAACUUUAAUUUUCGCUCUGGGUUUACAGUGGCUGGUUUGUAUAAAUAAUUUACACAAAGAUGACUGAAUGCUAAUACCAGUUGCACUUACUAAACAUGCCCAUUCUCAUCAGCUGAUGCAGUCAUAUCUUCCGUUUAUCUAUGCAUUGCUGGGGUCUUGAUGUAAGAGGGAAACUGUGUUUCUUAUCUAAAGUUUUGAUUAUCAGCAAGUUGAAUGGACACUUUAGUUAUUUAAAUAAAGAUUUUUGACCAAAAUCCAGAAAAUGAUAUGAGAGAACAAUAAACUCCAGCUAGUUUAAUAGAUUUUUAAUGCCAAUCUGAUUUUAGCCUCAGAGAGUGCUAACUAGCUGGCAACGUUUACUUUUAAUUCCUUGUUAAAAUGAGGCAAUAAUUUGCAAGAUUUUUGUAUAUAUGUGUAAAUCCUUCAUAUCUUUUUAGAUCUAAUUCAAUAUUUUCUGACUACUUCUGCCAUGUAUAAUACCAUUUUUGUGCAUGCUUGAUGUGACAUUCAUAAAUUGUACCACUAUGACUAUCCAUGUAAAAUAGCUAUUUAUUGAAUUUUCUUUUAAAAGCUGGAUUUACUGGGUUUUUUCUUUCCAUUUAAACAUCUUAAUGGAAUUUGUUACUGUUUAUUAAAAGAAUUGCGUUUGAAAACAUGAAAAUAUCUGAUCUGCAAUCAUAUGAAGAAACAAGGCCUUUAUUAUUAGUAUUAAGCACAAUUCUUAUAACAAACUGUGAUGAAUUCUUUUUCUUCCUUUGCCACAUUAUUUUCAUGUGAACAAACCAAAAAUUCGUGGUGAGAAAUUGCAGUGUUGGCUGAUGUAUCCUUUCUGUACAGGGAGUUUGAGGAGGAGGAUGGUGGAUUCCUUCAGAAGUGUAACUGGUGCUGUGAUUAGAGCAAUACUUCUGUUCGUCGUAUUUCACCUUUUUCAUGCUAGCUUUUUAAGUGUUUAGUUUUCCUCUUGUCAUGGUCAACUGCUGAAUUUACUUGAAGGAUGUAGAAUACAGUUUUAACUAAAGUCUGUACAAUUAGGUCAAAGAAUUGUGCAAUCAUUUCCUUUUAAUUUUUAAAAUUGAGGGGGCAUAAAUAUUUGAGAACAUUGAUCUAAUGGAGCAUAGUGAUACUAUUUAAUUUAACCAAAGUCUCUAGUAAAUAUUUCAACUUUGAAUGUAAACUAACAAGUAAACCUGACCACCAAGGAGAUUGUUUGCCCAGAGUUUCAAAGCACAUUGUCUACAAAUAGAAACUGAAGUAAUUUAUAAGAUAUUGACAUUGCUAUGUUUUUUAAAAAGUUCCUGAUUUUUUCACCUAGAGGAACCUAUUAGUUUUAUUGUUAAAUAUGGUAGAUAUUAAUAUUCCUCUUAGAUGACCAGUGAUUCCAGUUGUCCCAGUUUGAAAUAAGUACCCUGUGAGUAUGAGAUAAAUUAGUGACAAUCAGAACAAGUUUUAGUAUCCAGUAUUCAAGAGGAAGUUGCUAUGUUGCAUUGAUUUUAAUAUUUGUACAUAAGACACUGAUUUUUUUGAGCAUUAUUUUGUAUUUGUUGUAUUUUAAUACCUGGUGUACAGUUCCAGAAAUAAAAAAUCUGGAAAUCUUUU
Octodon degus (degu) is the source of this 5694-nucleotide messenger RNA. RefSeq names its product MIER family member 3 (gene Mier3). The transcript is spliced from 12 exons. NCBI's taxonomy places the organism in Eukaryota, Metazoa, Chordata, Mammalia, Rodentia, Octodontidae. Bases 84 to 2243 code for a protein of 719 amino acids. Gene Ontology annotation, cellular component: nucleoplasm. The record is from RefSeq and is a predicted model, not a curated record. Gene Ontology annotation, molecular function: histone deacetylase binding; transcription corepressor activity. Gene Ontology annotation, biological process: negative regulation of transcription by RNA polymerase II.